GCACUGCGAGUUAGACACCAAACUACAAAUCAGAAUGUGGCCCAUUAUGCUUCUGGUCAUUGCAACAAUCCAAGUUCACAAUACCGUUGAGGGUCUGCCACUGGCAGUUGCCCAUGGCAAGGGUUCUCUGGAUGCAAAACUUCCUUCGAUUUCAUCAGCAGCUGGGCAACAGAUGAAUCCACUCAAUGCCGAUGACAUUACAGUAUUCACCAGUAUGUUCCUAAGCCUGUUUAAAGGAAUAGGCGAUUGGCGUAAUCAAGUGGCUGCCGAAACCGUUCAGAGCGUAUGGCAGAGUCCACCAAUUGUAGGCCUCAGUCAGCGCCUCUUCGCAACCUAGUAGUAGUGGCUUCUGGUAAUUCAAGCCGAAAAAGAUUC
This is a messenger RNA of Drosophila guanche, 375 nucleotides long. RefSeq lists its product as uncharacterized. NCBI's taxonomy places the organism in Eukaryota, Metazoa, Arthropoda, Insecta, Diptera, Drosophilidae. The record is from RefSeq and is a predicted model, not a curated record. Bases 35 to 337 code for a protein of 100 amino acids. The transcript has 2 exons.